CUCACGCUGCCGAGUGUGGACUCAUGUUCUUCCUAUGGCAGUGUCUUCGACUUUUCCAGUUUAAUAAUAGUUCAGGGUUUAGCUGUGUUCCAGGUUUUCAGUUGUAAUUGUUUUCAUGCCGGAUGUAUCAAUUUACCAAUUUUCUUUUCAAAAGCUACCUAUUUAAGAUCUCAUAGUUUCCUCACCAAACACACAAGCACUUCCAUGUUCUUAUGAAUUCCCGCCUGCACUCUUUGUUCUAUGCCCACACUUACAGACCUGAACUCCUCCACUCACUCUCACCAUCCUCAGCCAAUAAACCCAUAUGGAACUCCAAGACCAACGUCAUCAUCACCCACCCAACUCUACUUAUCCUCGAGUCUUGCACCACCAUGCUCCACUUGAAGCAAAUCCAAGCCCACAUGACCUCCACCGGCCUCAUCACCCACACCUUCCCCGUCAGCAGACUCCUCGCCUUCUGUGCUCUCGCCGACGCCGGCGACAUUCGCCACGCUGAUCUCCUUUUCACUCGCAUUGCCAAGCCCAACACUUAUAUGUGGAACACUAUGAUCAGAGGUUACUCUAAAGCCCAAUCUCACGCAGCUGCAUUCUCAUUCUUCGGUCGAAUGGUCCGCGAGCGCGUCGAAAUGGACCGCCUGAGCUUUGUGUUUGCGCUCAAGGCUUGUGGGUUGAAGGGAGAGUCGGUGCAUUGUGUGAUUCGGAAGAUGGGUUUUGGUUCUGACUUGGUGGUGCGUAAUGGGUUGGUGCAUUAUUAUGCUGAAAGUGGGUUUGCGAGUGUUGCUCGGAAGGUGUUCGAUGAAUGUACUGUGAGGGAUGUUGUGACUUGGACGACUAUGAUUGAUGGGUACGCGGCGCGGGGCUAUUCGAGGGAGGCUAUGGGGCUGUUUGAUGAGAUGUUGUUGAGUGGUGUUGAGCCGAAUGAAGUUACUAUGAUCGCGGUGCUUUCGGCAUGUUCGAAUAAGGGGGAUAUUGGUAUGGGGAAGAGGGUCCACGAGUAUAUGCGGAAGAAGACUUUGGACUGUGGGUUAAGUUUGCUUAAUGCAUUGUUGGAUAUGUAUGUAAAAUGUGGUUGCUUGACUGCGGCGAAAGAGGUUUUUGAUGGGAUGAAAGUGAGGGAUGUAUUUACAUGGACUUGCAUGGUUAAUGGAUAUGCUAAAUGCGGUGAGUUAGAUGCUGCAAGACGUUUUUUUGAUGACAUGCCUGAUAGAAAUGUAGUAUCCUGGAGUGCGAUGAUUGCUGGUUAUGCUCAGAACUAUCAACCUGAUGAAGCAGUGAAGUUGUUUCGUGACAUGAGGGAGUUGGGUCUGGCUCCAAUUGAGAACAGUUUAGUAUGUGUGCUCUCUGCUUGUGGUCAGUUAGGUUGCCUGGAUUUGGGUCAGUGGAUUCACCAGUUUUUUGCCAACGGAAAUCGUAUCCAACUUAGUGUGAUUUUGGGGAAUGCACUGAUAGAUAUGUAUGCCAAGUGUGGGGAUUUAUCUUCUGCAACUGAACUUUUCAAUGAAAUGCCAGAGAAAAAUUUGGUUUCUUGGAAUACUAUGAUUGCUGGAUACGCUGCUCAUGGACAUGCUAAGCAAGCUCUUACUCUAUUCGACCAAAUGAAAUGUAGGGAUAUGAAGCCUGACCAUAUAACAUUUGUGGCAGUCUUGUCUGCUUGCAGACAUGGCGGAUUAGUUUCUGAAGGCAGAGAGCAUUUCAAAAGCAUGAUUAGGGAUUAUGUAAUAGAGCCCAAAGAGGAACAUUAUGCUUGCAUGAUAGAUUUACUUGGAAGAAGUGGAUUGCUGGAAGAAGCUUAUGAAUUGAUAAACAAAAUGCCAAUGAAAUCAAGCGUGUCUGCAUGGGGCGCCCUUCUAAAUUCUUGUAAAAUGCAUGGGAAUGUUGAGCUAGCUAAGCUUUCUGCUGAAAAGCUAAUAGACUUGCAUCCAGAAGAUAGUGGAAAUUAUGUGUUGCUGGCAAACUUAUGCGGUAUCAAGCGAAGAUGGGGGGAUGUAAGAAGUGUAAGAAACCUGAUGAAAGAGAGGGGAGUGCAGAAAAAUCCUGGGCAUAGCUUGAUAGAGGUACAAGGUCAGCUUCAUGAAUUCUUUGCUGCUGAUAAAUCACACCCUCAAAUAGAAGAGGUUUAUAGAGUUUUGAAUGAAAUGUAUAUGUUCUUUAAAUCAGAAUUUUCUCUGCGAAAACAAUUUGAUGAACUUUUAUGCAUAUGAUGAUGUAAAAGUUUCAAUAA
Argentina anserina (silverweed cinquefoil) is the source of this 2221-nucleotide messenger RNA. Its product is annotated as pentatricopeptide repeat-containing protein At2g22410, mitochondrial-like. Bases 213 to 2201 code for a protein of 662 amino acids. The record is from RefSeq and is a predicted model, not a curated record. Gene Ontology annotation, molecular function: protein binding; RNA binding. Gene Ontology annotation, cellular component: intracellular membrane-bounded organelle. Gene Ontology annotation, biological process: RNA modification. Lineage: Eukaryota; Viridiplantae; Streptophyta; Magnoliopsida; Rosales; Rosaceae. The transcript has a single exon.